AUGAGCACCGGCGUGCUUCAUGCACGAUAUCAGCGAAGCGAUUGUUUUCCAACCUGUAAAAUUCCGGAUAAGCGAGAUUUCAUGGAUCCGAAUCCGGCAAAAAGCAACGAGGAUUUCUAUCGCGAAUACGAUCCAUGGAUCGGCAUCGGAACAGCCAUCAUUCUGGCACUCUUCUUCAUGCUUAUUACACUCAAAUCCUGCAUCAAAUGGCUUCUCCGGCGGAUAACUGUUUGGCGCUAUCGUUAUCAGCACUGUCAGGAUGAGAAACAGCGACCGGCGGCAAAUAAAGACAGUAGCACAGUACCGGUCACUACCAUUAUUCUCCCGAACGCCGAUAAUGGACAUGUCAGUUUGAAGUGA
This is a messenger RNA of Gongylonema pulchrum, 360 nucleotides long. Lineage: Eukaryota; Metazoa; Nematoda; Chromadorea; Rhabditida; Gongylonematidae. The record is from the annotation of a GenBank genome assembly.